AUGUCCGCCUCUCCUUUCAGUCUCGAGAACCUCUUUGGCGUCAAGGGCAAGACCGUCGUUGUCACUGGCGGCGGCACCGGCAUCGGCAAGGGCAUUGCCGAUGCGUUCGUGACCAACGGCGCCAAGGUGUUCAUCGUCGGUCGCCGCAAGGAGGUGGUGGACGCCACCGCUGCUGAGCUGAGCGUCAACGGCGCUGCGACCGGCGGAGUUGUCAUUCCUAUCCAGGGCGAUGUUUCCUCCAAGGACGCCGUGGCCAAGGUGUUUGAGGCGAUCUCGGCACAGACUGAUGUUGUGGAUGUGCUCGUCAACUGCGCCGGUGUGGUGCGUCCCCACCGCGGCGGCACCAUUGCCGACGUCAACGAUAUCAACAAGAUCCAGAAGGCACUGUGGGAUGGCCACGACGACGAGGACUGGCAGUACACCAGCGCCAUCAACACAAACGCUGUCUACUUCAUGUCUGUCGCCUUUGUUCCUCUGCUCCUGAAGAGCGAGGUCCGCAGCAUCAUCAACAUCGCUUCCAUUGCUGGUAUCAUGCUUGCCCGCGCCCUCGCAAGCGUGUCGUACGGAACCACCAAGGCAGGAACCAUCCACAUGACCAAGCUCCUCGCUGGCCGUUUCUCUCCCGCCAAGAUCCGUGUCAACUGCAUCUGCCCCGGCAUCUUCCCCUCCGAGUUCACCGGCUCCCUGGGCGGCGCCACUGGACACGCCUACCAGGUCACGGAGGGAGCCCGCAAGGCUGCUCUGCGCAGCAUUGUCGGCCGUCCCGGACUUCCCGAGGAGGUUGGUGGCCCAUGCGUCCUGCUCGGCUCCAACGCCGGUGGCUUCAUGAACGGCGCCGUUCUUGUCGUCGACGGUGGUCGCUGUCUUGUCGCCGGCAUCAACGACGGUAUCAAGAUGCCCGACGACCAGUACAUGUGUUAG
This is a messenger RNA of Apiotrichum porosum, 921 nucleotides long. RefSeq lists its product as uncharacterized. The record is from RefSeq and is a predicted model, not a curated record. Bases 1 to 921 code for a protein of 306 amino acids. Gene Ontology annotation, molecular function: oxidoreductase activity. The transcript is spliced from 5 exons. Lineage: Eukaryota; Fungi; Basidiomycota; Tremellomycetes; Trichosporonales; Trichosporonaceae.